Molecule: messenger RNA, 1690 nt
Organism: Trichoplusia ni (cabbage looper)
Lineage: Eukaryota; Metazoa; Arthropoda; Insecta; Lepidoptera; Noctuidae
Exons: 8
Coding region: 302-1618 (438 amino acids)
Biological process (GO): synapse organization
Cellular component (GO): neuron projection membrane
Source: RefSeq, a predicted model, not a curated record
UUUGCGAUCGAAUGUGCGAUUAAUUUUUUUGGACUUUGUGGUGGUUGUAAAAUUUUAUAUUUUUGUUGAGCGUGAAAUGUGGUAUUAGUACUAACUUUAUUUUUGUAUGUGAUUUAAAAUUAAAGUGACAAAUUGUGAAUUUAGUGAAAGUUAUUUUAUCCUGGAUUUUGAAGAGAAUGAACCACCACCUUCAACGCUCCGAAGUAAAAAAAAGAAGAUAACAGUGCUAAACCAUGACUAUUAAUUUAAGUUUAUCAUGUGAACAACCAAUGUGACCUAAACAAAAACUAGUGCCAAAACAAUGCUUUGCUGUAGAGAAAUUAAACUACUCUACGCAACUAUUGUUCUGUUACUUGAGGCAGAGUUGUUGGUGAACACGGGUGCUAUGGAGUCGAAGAGAUCUUCAGUUUUGGUCGCGCAGAAUGCGGACGACCUGAAGUCUUUGGAGUUGUGUACGACGAGGAAUCAGCAAAGGCUUGGAAGUGUCUUUGGGAACUUCACGAGGCAUCACAAGAAAGGUCACAGAAGAAGAACGACAACCACAUCAUCAACUCCGACAACUGUAACUCAUUCAACAAUACAGGGAGAUAUAUCCACGAGCGAGUACACAACAACAGAAUAUGUUCCAACAACAUAUCCCAAACUCCCGAAACCACUUCGCCUAUCACUACUAUUAGAUAAAGAAUAUAAUGACGAUGUACAUAAUAUAGAUAAUAUUAUUGAUGAAAUAGGUAGAGGAAGACACAGUAAACAUGAUAGGAUAACAGAAGAAGAAAUAAUUAAGGAAUUAGAUGAACCAUCACUAUCUAAUUCCAUGAAUAGAGUUAAGAAAAUGUACAGAGAUUCAGCGGCGUCAGUCGUUAAUAAGUUAAGUGGGAAAAGCGGUAAAGCUGGUAUAUUUUUAACUGAAAACUGUACGUCAGUUAUAGCUCAAAUAGGAACAACAGCAAUACUCCAUUGUGAAGUUAGUGAUAUCACUGAGAAUACGGUUACGUGGAUAAGAAGAAAGGACUACUCAUUGUUAUCAGUGGGUUUGGUCACCUACAGUGCUGACAGCCGGUUCUUCUCGGCUCAUGGGAGGCAUGUCAAGGACUGGGCGUUACAUAUACGUUUCGCGACGUCAGCGGAUGGUGGGUACUACGAGUGCCAGGUCCCCACACACCCGCCUACCAGUAUCUUCUUCAAGCUCGUUCUAGUCGCGGCAUACGCGGAGAUAGUCGGCGAGUCAGAGAAGAUUAUCCAUGAAGGUUCUAUGCUGAGGCUCGUGUGUGUCGUCAAGCGGUCCACGGAGCCUCCGUCAUAUGUCUUCUGGUACUUCGAGAACCGGAUGAUCAACUAUGAUUUAAAUGGCGUCAGCGUCCACAAUGGACGUCAAACCAGUGAGCUGGUGAUCGGCAAAGCUGAACCGCGGCACGCCGGCAACUACACCUGCGUCCCAGCUAACGCAAAGGCGGCUUCCGUCACUGUCCAUGUUGUACAAAGUGAAACACCAGCCGCGAUGCAACACGGCAACAACUCUUCGGCCGUCACCUACCAGACACAUUUACUGAUUCAACUGUUAACCAGUAUUAUUGCUCUAAGAAUGUUAAUUGUACAGAACCACCAGGAAUUUGGAUAACGUCUUGUAUUAUAAUAAUGUUGUUGUAUUUAAAGUUCUGUGUAAAACAAUACUCUCUGAUGUUGAUGUUUU